AUGAGCAACACACGAUUGCAACUGAUAUUGCCCGACCCGAGUCCGCGCCCCCGCAAGGAUCUCUCGGAUUUCCCAAGCAGCCUCGGUCUAAACCAUCAACAGCAGCAGUUGCAGCAGGGCGGUAAAAUGGGACACGAGGAAAUCGUCGACAAGGCUCGACUCCCAAUGAUCAAGUCGAGCCAAUCGGACGAUGCUGCGGCCGAUAACAAGAACCAACAGAGCUCGCCCAGAAUACUGGUUGCGACUCCGGAGCAGGUGAUGAAAAUGUACAUGCACAAGCUCACAGUGUAUGAGCAUAUCGAGAUUUUCAACUAUGCCCAAAUCUACUUCAUCGGAGCCAACGCCAAAAAGCGUCAGCCCACAGCGAGCUUGGGUCAAAACUGCGGCUACGACGAUGAGCAGGGCUCGUACGUGCACGUAACGCACGACCAUAUCGCCUACCGUUACGAAAUGCUCAAAGUCAUCGGAAAAGGCAGCUUCGGACAGGUUGUCAAGGCGUUCGAUCACAAAACCCAUACCCAUGUAGCUUUAAAAAUGGUUCGAAACGAGCGUCGCUUCCAUCGGCAGGCGCAGGAAGAAAUCAAAAUUCUCGAUCAUCUCCGGAAGCAGGAUAAGGAUAACACGAUGAACAUCAUUCACAUGUACGAGCACUUCACGUUCAGGAACCACAUGUGUAUAACGUUCGAGCUGCUCUCAAUCAAUUUGUAUGAACUCAUCAAGAAGAACAAGUUCGGCGGAUUCUCGUUGCAAUUGGUUCGCAAGUUCGCGCACUCGUUGCUACAGUGUCUCGACGCCUUGCAUCGUAAUAGAAUAAUUCAUUGUGAUCUGAAGCCGGAGAACAUUCUGCUGAAGCAACAGGGCCGAUCCGGUAUAAAAGUCAUCGACUUCGGCUCUUCCUGUUACGAGCACCAGCGGGUCUACACAUACAUCCAGUCAAGAUUCUACAGAGCUCCCGAAGUUAUCCUUGGAUCCAAGUACGGAAUGCCAAUCGACAUGUGGAGCCUAGGAUGCAUUCUGGCCGAGCUUCACACCGGCUAUCCCUUACUGCCGGGCGAAGACGAAGGCGACCAGCUGGCGUGUACGAUGGAACUCCUCGGGAAGCCGCCGCAGAAGCUCCUCGACCUAUCGAAAAGAGCCAAGAACUUCUACUCUCAGAAAGGCUGCCCUCGCUACUGCACCGUGACGCCACUGCCAAAUGGGGACUACCUGUUGGGUGGUGGAAGAUCGCGAAGAGGAAAACUCCGAGGUCCACCUGGAAGCCUCAAAAUGACGACCGCCUUGAAAGGCAGUGACGACCCCUUGUUCAUUGAUUUCAUUAAACGCUGCCUCGAAUGGGACCCCGCGGUCCGAAUGACGCCCAGUGCGGCAUUGAGACACGCGUGGCUUAGGCGGAAGCUGCCUCGAACGCCGCAAACGCAAACCAGUAAUUCUACGUCUGCUAGCGUGACGGGUAGCAACGUUGUUUCGGCUUCUACUACGACCUCGGGUACGAUCGUUCCUGGUGGAGGUGGCGGUGGACUAGGACUUCAUCGAGCGGAUGACCAAGGAACAGUUCGCUAUAAAAGUACCUCGAACGGCAUUCCCCCGAUCGUAAUCUCGGCGGGGGAAACCCAAGUUCCCAAAGCUCCCGUCCUGAGAUAG
Galendromus occidentalis (western predatory mite) is the source of this 1641-nucleotide messenger RNA. Its product is annotated as dual specificity tyrosine-phosphorylation-regulated kinase 2-like. The record is from RefSeq and is a predicted model, not a curated record. Gene Ontology annotation, biological process: peptidyl-threonine phosphorylation; peptidyl-serine phosphorylation. Bases 1 to 1641 code for a protein of 546 amino acids. NCBI's taxonomy places the organism in Eukaryota, Metazoa, Arthropoda, Arachnida, Mesostigmata, Phytoseiidae. The transcript is spliced from 2 exons. Gene Ontology annotation, cellular component: cytoskeleton; cytoplasm; nucleus. Gene Ontology annotation, molecular function: ATP binding; protein serine/threonine/tyrosine kinase activity; protein serine/threonine kinase activity.